Marasmius oreades (fairy-ring Marasmius) is the source of this 2479-nucleotide messenger RNA. RefSeq lists its product as uncharacterized. NCBI's taxonomy places the organism in Eukaryota, Fungi, Basidiomycota, Agaricomycetes, Agaricales, Marasmiaceae. The transcript has 10 exons. Gene Ontology annotation, molecular function: oxidoreductase activity, acting on CH-OH group of donors; flavin adenine dinucleotide binding. Bases 762 to 2255 code for a protein of 497 amino acids. The record is from RefSeq and is a predicted model, not a curated record.
UGCUCAACCGCUUGCACCGAGUCCUCCAUGUUCAAACUCUCAAUAGUCAAAAAUGAAGCGCAAAUGCGUCAAGCUCUUCGUGGCCUCCCUUACAACUCGUCAACGUAGCACGCACCUCCCUUUCUCUUUUGAAGAUCUAGGUUACUCAGCUGUGUCAAAAGUCCAACAAGUGCAAUUGCUACUUUGAUGUUUUGCUGAGGCACGAUCAUCAUCUGUUGCUGUUCUUUUCUACGUCCACCAACCCACUGAACACCGAAUCUACACUCACCCAUUUACCAGCGAGCCGUCAGAUCAAUACCAACCGACUUUAUCUCAUAAAUAUGGGGGUGCUCAACUUACUUCAAGGUACUGCCUUGCUUUCGGAUGGCUUCUCUUAGAUUUGCGAGACUUCUCGUCCUUCUCCUUUCCCUUUCUCUACCUUUGGCUACGCAAGCGGCGUUACACAAUUUCAUCGAUGACAUACCGUCAGAUGCAAAGUAUGACUAUGUUAUCGUCGGAGGUGGGCUACCUGACUCGUAUCAUGCUCGUUUGGAACUCGUUGAAGUCUGCUUCUUUUUCUAGGUGGUAUAGCGGGAAGCGUCCUCGCAUCACGUCUUUCCGAAAGUGAAAAAUGGAAAGUGUUACUUUUAGAAGCUGGGCCUAGUGAUACCACCAAUGACAAAAUCCCUAUUCCCUUCGAGAAUGGUCGAUUGUUUGGGUCAGAGGUCGAUUGGAACUAUACGUCCACACCGCAACCUGGUGCUUUCAAUAGAACCAUCCCCAUGAUUCGCGGGAAGGUGCUUGGGGGGAGUAGCAGUCUUAACCAUAUGACAUGGAACCGUGCAUCCAACGAUUAUUGGGACAACUUUGGUCGUCUAGUCGAUGACCCGGGAUGGUCGUGGAGUGGUGUAGAGAGAUACUACGAUAAGGUCCAACGCCUCGUUUUCCCACCCGACGAACACGAUGACAGUAAAGAAGUCAUCCCAAGCGCUCACGGAAGAGGACCAGUCCAGAUCAGUACGACAGGAUUCCAUACGAACAUCGACCAGAGGGUUCUUAAUUCGACCCGAGACGGCUCUCGCUAUUCGUUCAACCCAGACUCCAACGCGGGUGAUAUGGUUGGCAUUGCUUGGCUGCAAAGCUCCAUUACCAGUCGUGGAGAGCGUAGCAGCGCCUCGACUGCUUACUUACACUCCUCAGUUCUCCACCGCAAGAAUCUGGAUGUCGUCGUAAACGCCAGGGCCGUCAAGCUGUCUUCUUCCCAGAACAACGCGAAUAGAAGUGACGGAAGUCGCAAGAUUAGGAUCGACACUGUGGAAAUAACCAACACUCCUGAUUCCCCUCGACGAAAAAUCACAGCCGCGAAAGAAAUCAUACUUUCCUCUGGAGCCUUUAACACCCCACACCUCCUCUUGCUCUCCGGAAUCGGUUCCCAAGCCGACCUAGCCAACCCCUCGCUCAAUAUCCCAGUCCUCGUCAACUCACCUGGAGUAGGCAAACACCUCGCUGAUCACCCUCUCUUACCCAACUAUUGGCUUGUAGCUGAUAAUAACACGUUUGAUGAUGUGACGAGAUAUCCGGAUGUUGAGGAACGGUGGAUUAAAGAGUGGCAGAAGGAGAGAAAGGGGAUUAUGGUGAUGCCACAUGCUGGGAAUACGCUUGGGUUUUUCAGACAUCCGGAGGGGUUCAGGGGAGGUGAGGAUCCGUCGAGUGGAAAGAGAAGUGGGAAUACGGAGAUGAUUUAUUUGAACGGAUGGGCAGAGUUUGGACAGCCAGUACCAAGGACAGGGAAUUACUUGACGAUAUUGACGUCUGUCGUGUCUGUUACAUCUCUUGGACAAGUCACCCUCCGCUCCUCUAACCCUUUCGACCCACCUGUUAUCAACCCCAACAUCUUCUCUACACCUUACGACAUCGAUUCCAUGGUUCAAGUUAUGAAAGACGCUGAAGAUUUAUUAAAUUUCAACGCCACGGACUCACCAUGGAAAGACUACAUCAUCUCCAAACUCAACCCGUUCACCACAGACGCUGAACGAGCGGACUACGCACGGAACAACUCUGUCUCUAUUAGUCAUGGUUCCGGGACUGUCAGGAUGGGUUCUCAGCACGACCAUGAGGCGCCGGUAGAUUCGAGUUUGAGAGUAAAGGGGGUGAAGGGACUGAGAGUUGUGGAUGCUUCCGUCUUUCCCAAGAUCCCUGAAUGCCAUCCACAAGCUGUUGUAUACGUUAUUGCUGAAAAGGCGGCUGACCUGAUCAAGGAAGAUCAUAAAGAGUAAAGGGAGUGUUUACUACCUAGUACCGAGAGAGUUAUAUAGCUGUGAUCGUCUUGGAUAAUGGAUCAUGAUGUGUUGAUUACGAGUGUGAUCGCAGUCGGAAGCAAAGCAUGUAUGUAUUUGCAUAUAUACAUCAUUAUAACCUUUAAGAAAAAAGCAAGCGUAAAAGAAGAAAUUGCGAAAGGCACAUCCCUACGAAACGACUCUCAACCCCUCAACGUAACCGC